AGAAGAUGCAGUUAUUAUUUCUCAUCUGUUUGCUUCCUACGGUGAUAGGACAUGGCGAUCGUCGUGGAGGCCAUGAUGAUAUGGACACUGGAAAGACUGGGCACCUCCGGGUACGUGGUAAAAUAAUGAUGGUGAAAGGGGGCGAGUGGAGUGGACAUGGAAUGGAUAGUCAUGAAGAUGGAAGUAGAUGGGGUGAAUGGUCCAAAAGACACGAUGAUAACAGAAGGAAAAUGAGUGGUCCUAUGCAUGGUAAAAAAUGGUGGGAAAAUUAUAAUUCAGAGUCAGGAGAUAGAGGUAUGAGAAAACGUCAUGGACAAAAACCUUGGUCUAAGAUGGAUCGGGAUGACGUGGACACGAUGGACAAAGAAUGGUCAAUGGAGGAUGGUGAUGAUGAAGAAAGAGGAAAAUGGAGGAAAGAUGGCUACAGACAUGGUAGAGGUGACCGAGAUGAAGAUGAUCAAGAAAGGGGUAAAUGGAGAAAAGAUGGCUACAGACAUGGUAAAGGUGACCAAGAUGAAGAUGAUGAAGAGAGAGGUGAAUGGAGAAAAGAUGGUUUCAGACAUGGUAAAGGUGACCGAGAUGAAGAUGAUGAAGGGACUGAUAAGUGGGAGAUGGAUGGUUUCAGACAUGGGAAAGACCAAAGACGACAAGAGUACAACCAUGGAAAUAUGCAUGGCUAUCGAAUGCAUCCAAAGUGGACUACUGGUGGCAACAGCAAAGAGGAUGAAGUACGAAGAGCUUAUUUCAGGUUCUUUGGGAGAUUCAACAUGAUGAAAGGUGGUAGAGAAAUGAUGGAUCGCGAUCAAAGACAUGGUUCUGGAAAGAGUCGAGGACAUGGAGAUGACAACGAUGGUGAUGCCAACGACCAUGAUGGUGAAAUGAUGAAAGGGGAUAAAAAUAAAUAUUCUGCUAUGAUGAUGGAAGACAAAUUGAAAAAAGGCAUGAAAAUGUUAUAUAAGCAAGAUCCCCAUGUUUUAGGAAAGUUGAUCACAUUGUCAUUUCUAAAGAUGUGUGAAUGCGAGGGAGACAGUGCUUCUAAAUUAUUGAAAAAAUUUGUUGCAAAAGCUGAACAUUCAGACGACAUGGAAGAAGACACCAAAAGACCCAAACUUCCCGAAAUUCCCGAUUUUGGUUCUGACACAACGGCUAAGUUAGCUUUCCUGAAGAAUCUUACCGAAGAACAAAGAAAAAUGUUGUUUGGUUAUGACUUGGUAAGAAAUAUGUGUGAAGCAGCUAAAACAUAUAUGGUCAAAAGUAAAGAGUUUUAUGAUCAAUAUUUUACUGACUCUAUGAUGUCAACGACUGUAUCAACACCAUGAAGAGAUAAUGAAGUACCACUAGCUGACGAAUAUUGAUAAUGAUUAUCUAUAUAAAACGUUGAGUAUCUCAGGCAAUAAUUAAUAAUAAUGUUGUAAAUACUAUAAAAAUGAUAAAGAUAAUUUAUGGUACACUACUGUAAUACUUUACACGGGGAUCCUCUAUACUCAUUGCCAAAUGCCAACCGUUAUUGUAUCUUUUCCAUUACGUAUCGAACUAAGAUUAAGUUUUCCAAAAAUAAGCCAACAAAUAUUUUCUAUUUACUGUAUAUUAUUCGAUUUAUCAGGGCCUUUCAUUUUCCAAAAUUUUUCGAUCUUAAAGUAGGAAGCAGGCCCUGACUUGAUUGUUGGGAGGGGCAAGUAAUAAAUAUACCCGAGUUGC
This is a messenger RNA of Lottia gigantea (owl limpet), 1698 nucleotides long. RefSeq lists its product as hypothetical. Bases 6 to 1319 code for a protein of 437 amino acids. The record is from RefSeq and is a predicted model, not a curated record. NCBI's taxonomy places the organism in Eukaryota, Metazoa, Mollusca, Gastropoda, Lottiidae. The transcript is spliced from 2 exons.